CAUCAGAUAUUACGACGACAUUUCCGUGCAAUGGCAAAUUUACGGAAAAACAAAAAAUUAUUUAUAACGCAGUUUUGGCUGCAAAUACAGAGGUAUUUAAAGCAGCUAAACCAGGAUUACGAUGGAAAGAAAUGCAUUUGUUAGCAGAACGAAUUAUACUGUCACAUUUGAGGGAUGCUGAAAUAUUGAGAGGUGAUUUGGAAGAAAUGAUGAAAGUACGAAUGGGUGCGAUAUUUAUGCCUCAUGGAUUGGGACAUUUCAUGGGACUUGAUGUUCAUGACUGUGGUGGUUACCUUGGAGUUAGUUACUGUUAUUUUCUUACAGUUAUCUUAUAUGCUGUUACGUGUCUUUAA
Messenger RNA from Acanthocheilonema viteae, 353 nucleotides. NCBI's taxonomy places the organism in Eukaryota, Metazoa, Nematoda, Chromadorea, Rhabditida, Onchocercidae. The record is from the annotation of a GenBank genome assembly.